AUGUCUGCCAGCCCUCAAGCGACCCCCAAGAAGAAGCUGGCGGUGUGUGCGCCCGUCAAGGCUUUGGUCAAGUCGUGCACCUCCAAGGCCGGCCCGACUGCCCUGAUGGACCAGCUGUGCAGUGAGCUGCUAGCACCUGCCAACGCUACGGCCGACAGCAAGGACCCCACCAAGCUGCGUUAUGGUUGCGGCGUGGCGACCGCUGCACAGGUCGACAGAGUGUCCAGUGACCUGGCAGCCCUUGAGCCCAAGGUCACCGCCGCCGCCGCCCAGGCCAGCUCUCUGCAGGCCACCUUCGUCCAGGGAAGCAACCAAACAGCCGCGCUGCGCGCUCAGGUGGACGAGCUCAAAGCAACCAUCGCGGCGCUCACCGCCUCCGUGCAAAAGCUGCAAGCAAACGCGGCCAACGCGACUGUCCCGGGCACCAUCAUACAGGAGCUCGCCGCCUUCGCCGCCGCUGACACGCGCACCGCCCAGCAGCUGGCCGUGCUGGAGGCGGCCAACCAGACCGUGGCCCGGGACAUCGCGGCGCUCAAGUCUGCGCCGCAGCAGUGCUUCUGCGGCAUGGAGCUGUCAGCCGUCAACACCACCCUGGCCGCCAUCAAGGCAGCCCAGGCGGCGGACACGGCGGCGGUCUCCCUGGCCAACACCACCGUGGAGUCCCUGAAGGCCACAGUCACCACAGGCGCGGCAGCCAUCGCCUCGGUCAACACAAGCCUCACCACCCUGGCAGCCAAUGUGGCCAAUGUGUCUGCCAUCGACUUCAGCGUCUACGCGAAAACCACUGACCUGGCCAACAUCAACUCAGUCAGCCUGGGAGGCGUGCCCGCUGCGCAGUACCUGCGCUCACGGGUGGUGCUUUUCAGCGAAUCUAUCACUGGAAGGAAUGGAAACCUUGGUGGCAGGUCUGGUGCCGACGCCCUGUGCAGCGCCUCCCUCAACCGGCCGGCCGGGCUUGUGCAGGUGUAG
Messenger RNA from Monoraphidium neglectum, 969 nucleotides. RefSeq lists its product as hypothetical. The record is from RefSeq and is a predicted model, not a curated record. Bases 1 to 969 code for a protein of 322 amino acids. NCBI's taxonomy places the organism in Eukaryota, Viridiplantae, Chlorophyta, Chlorophyceae, Sphaeropleales, Selenastraceae. The transcript has 5 exons.